Harmonia axyridis is the source of this 2240-nucleotide messenger RNA. RefSeq names its product 1-acyl-sn-glycerol-3-phosphate acyltransferase gamma-like. NCBI's taxonomy places the organism in Eukaryota, Metazoa, Arthropoda, Insecta, Coleoptera, Coccinellidae. Gene Ontology annotation, molecular function: 1-acylglycerol-3-phosphate O-acyltransferase activity. The record is from RefSeq and is a predicted model, not a curated record. The transcript is spliced from 7 exons. Gene Ontology annotation, cellular component: endomembrane system. Bases 321 to 1490 code for a protein of 389 amino acids.
CACUGAUUACAAUGCUAUAACCUCAUGUUAAAAUGCCAUAUCACUAAAGUUCGAAUCGCGGAUAUCGGUUUAUCUACAAAUCUUUGUCAUCAUUUUAAAUUAUAUGAAACGUAUUGGAAUUCAUUAUUUGGAUUGGUCCUAUUUUAUUUGACAAAACUGUCUAAAGUUCACGGCUCAGCUCGUACAUGAUCGUGAUCCGUGAAUUUGUUCAAAUUGAAAGUAAUAAUGAAAAUUAAUUGCUUAUUGAGUGAAUAAUUACAAAAACAGAGAGAAAUUGCUUGGAUUCAAUAAUAACAAUUCAUAUAACAUCGAAAUUCGAAAUGCAUUCUUCUAUUAUUGACUCGAUUAAAAGGUCAACAUUAUGUCAUUUGUGUUUAGCAAUAAUUUUUUUCACUUCUGGUCUGAUUAUCAAUUUUGGACAAUUGAUAUUAUACUGUACUGUAAGACUUUACAGCAAAAGUCUUUAUAGAAAAAUUAACUGGUAUCUCUCCUACAGCUUACAUUCACAGCUUGUAUUUCUUGGAGAAUGGUGGUCAAGUAGUAAAGUUAUUAUAUAUGUUGAUAAGGAAGAGUUUCCAAAAUAUUUUGGUAAAGAACAUGGUUACUUGAUAAUGAAUCAUGCAUAUGAAGUUGAAUGGUUAUUAGGAUGGAUAAUUUUAGAAAGAGUUAAAAUACUUGGAAAUGCAAAGGCAUACUGUAAGAAAGCUAUCCAGUAUAUGCCUGUUCUUGGUUGGAAUUGGAAAUUCUCAGAAUUUGUUUUUCUAGAAAGAAAUUUUGAAAAGGAUAAGAAAAACAUUCAUCAUCAAGUUGGAGAAUUAUCUGAUCAUCCUGAUCCUAUGUGGUUAGUUCUUUAUCCUGAAGGUACCCGUUUCAAUGAAGAAAAGCACAAGGCUUCCGUUGAGUUUGCUCGUAAACACAACCAGCCAGAACUAAAGUACCACUUACUGCCAAGAACAAAAGGCUUUAUUGCUAGUCUUCCAGCUAUGAGAGGUAAAGUACCUGCAGUGUAUGAUUGUCUACUGGUAUUCAAAGAAGAUGACCCUGUUGAACCCACAAUGAGGAACAUCCUCAUGGGGAAAUCUGUCACAGCACACUUGUAUUUCCGUAGAAUUCCAUUAGAAGAGAUUCCCGAAUCAGAAGAAGGGAUGGAUAAAUUUCUCAAAAAUCUUUUUGUUAUCAAGGAUAAAAUGAAAGAGGGCUUCCUUAAACAUGGAGAUUUUUUCAAAUAUACAGAAAAUGUACCACGAUAUGAGCCCCUUGUAACAGAAAGGCGGUAUUUUACUCUGCUUAAUACUGUAGGGUGGUCUCUUGUUGUACUAAUCCCAAUGAUCAGCUAUCUUUUUAAAUUAUUAUUCAGUGGUCAAUUAGUUUAUUUCUCCAUUGCUCUAGGAAUCAUAGGAACAUUUUUCUUCCUGUUACAAAAUUUAUUAAGUAUGUCGGACAUAAAAAAAUCCUCCGCUUAUGGCACAAAUUCAAAAAAAAGCAACUGAAGCCAAAUCAUUAUUGAAACUGGAAAUUAUGCUGACCUGUACAAGAUGCUAAAGUUGAUGUGGUAUUAUAGAUGGUAUUAUAUAAGCAAGGUUAUUGGUUUUUACGCGUCCAUAUUUUUAUAGAACAAUUUUACAUUUUUAUUAGAAAGACUGUUUCUAAAAAAUAUAAUUGAAUGAAUCAAAAUAUUGAUCAAAAUAUAUUGAAGUUUAUUUGAAAUAUAUAAAUUAAAUGUAGAAGAACACCUAAAUUGAACAUUCUACUCAGUAAUUGAUGCUUUACAUUACUUUGUAGAGUUAGAAGAAUAUAUAAUGGAGCCAAAUAUUUAAAAAUUUUAAGUCAAAUGAUGAUUGAUGUUAACACACAAAUGAAGUGUUAUUCGAAUUAAAUUAGUUUUUAUACCUUCUUAACAAAUUGCUUCCACUUAAUUUCUGUGGGGAAAAAGUAUUACUUAAUUUUUUCCACAACAAACAAUAGCUUUGUUCAAUUAGCAUACUUACAUGAAGUAAUACAGAACUAUUCAAAAUUAUUUGGUCCUAUAUGCUUUCCAUUUUUUUUUUUCAUGCAUAUUUUUAUGUCUACUUUCUCAAGCAUUGUAUAUGAUUUAAUGGUUUUUUCCUCCUAAUUUCAUUUUAUGAAUUAUAUUCAUUAAUUAAUAUUUAUGUACCCUAAACCUACAAAAAAGUUAUUGUUUUGGUGAAAAAAUUUACAUGUACUGAUUUGUGUAAUCAAAUAUAUUUAUGUUGAUUUAA